Molecule: messenger RNA, 1850 nt
Organism: Populus euphratica (Euphrates poplar)
Lineage: Eukaryota; Viridiplantae; Streptophyta; Magnoliopsida; Malpighiales; Salicaceae
Product: cytochrome P450 78A7-like
Exons: 2
Coding region: 35-1639 (534 amino acids)
Molecular function (GO): monooxygenase activity; oxidoreductase activity, acting on paired donors, with incorporation or reduction of molecular oxygen; heme binding
Source: RefSeq, a predicted model, not a curated record
UCCAUCCUUCAGUUCUUGAACUUUUGCUUGCAAAAUGGAGCUGAAUUUGGUAACAAAAGACACAAGCUGGUGGGUAUUCACUCUUCCAGCAUUUCUAGGUUCCAAAGGUCUUUUGGAUGGCUUUAUUUUGUUCUCUCUAUCCAUGGCCUUCGUGUCUCUUGCUUUUUUUACAUGGGCUUUUGCUGUGGGUGGUGUUGCAUGGAAAAAUGGGAGAAACCAAAAAGGUCACCGCUCCAUCCCCGGACCUCGAGGCUUACCAAUCUUUGGUAGCCUUUUCACUUUGAGCCGUGGCUUGGCUCACCGCACUCUUGCUUCCAUGGCUUGGAAACGAGCCAACACCCAGCUCAUGGCAUUCAGCCUCGGCUCCACUCCUGUUGUUGUGGCUUCUGACCCUCAUAUUGCCCGAGAAAUCUUGACCUCUCCCUACUUUGCUGACCGCCCUAUUAAACAGUCGGCUAAAAGUCUCAUGUUUAGCCGAGCCAUAGGCUUUGCGCCUAGUGGCACUUACUGGAGGCUUCUGAGGAGAAUAGCUUCCACUCACUUGUUUUCUCCACGGCGCAUUUUAGCCCAUGAAUCUCUUCGCCAGCUAGAAUGUACGACCAUGCUGCGUAACAUUACGAACGAACAAAGACUCAACGGUUUUGUCACUCUAAGAAAACACCUGCAGUUUGCCUCGUUGAACAACAUCAUGGGAAGUGUUUUUGGAAAGACAUACGACAUGUCGCAAGAUAGGCAAGAGCUUGAGGAGCUUAGAGACAUGGUCAGUGAAGGUUUUGAGCUGUUAGGUGCUUUCAACUGGUGUGACUAUUUGACAUGGCUCAACUACUUUUACGACCCAUUUCGUAUACAAAAGCGUUGCUCGAAACUCGUUCCUCGAGUUAGGAAGCUCGUCAAGGACAUAAUCGCAGAGCAUAGACACGGUGAGCCAGGAGAAGUUGGUGAUGAUGGUGAUUUUGUUGAUGUUCUUCUGUCUUUGGAAGGUGAAGAGAAACUUCAAGAUGAUGAUAUGGUUGCUGUCUUAUGGGAAAUGAUAUUUAGAGGGACAGAUACAACUGCUCUGUUAACAGAGUGGGUCAUGGCCGAGUUGGUCUUGCACACUGAGGUUCAAGAAAAGCUCCGUAGGGAACUUGACAUGGCUGUGAAAGACAGGAGCUUGUCUGAGGUGACCGACUCCGAAAUGUCAAAACUACCUUAUUUGCAGGCCGUCGUGAAAGAGACUCUCAGGGUCCACCCACCGGGCCCACUGUUAUCCUGGGCCAGGCUGUGCAGCUCGGACGUCCAGCUCAGCAAUGGAAUGGUCAUCCCCGCCGACACCACUGCCAUGGUCAACAUGUGGGCCAUCACACAUGACCCGCAUGUCUGGGAAGACCCACUGGAGUUCAAGCCAGAGAGGUUCAUAGAAGCUGAUGUGGAUGUCAGAGGUGGUGAUCUGAGGCUUGCACCGUUCGGGGCUGGGCGUAGGGUGUGUCCUGGCAAGAACUUAGGGCUCGUCACCGUGACCCUUUGGGUGGCCAAGUUAGUGCACCAUUUCAAGUGGGUUCACGAUGGUGAGCACCCAGUGGAUCUCAGUGAGGUCUUGAAACUGUCUUGUGAGAUGAAGUAUCCUCUUCAUGCUGUGGCUUUGCAGUUGAACAACUAGGUAUCUAGGGCAUUUCCCGUGUAGGGUUUGCGGACUUAUUAUAAUUAGUUGUAUACUGACUAUUCUCCUCUACUAUAUGUUAUGAUUAUAUCUAUCAUUAUCUCGGCUAUGUUUGCUGUUCGGUAUUUUGUUAUUUUCUUUUUAAAUGGCGCCUAUUUUGUGAUAUUUUACUAGGAGUCUGAAGUUGUCGCCGUAAUCAAUGAAAUUGGAA